AUGCGGCAAUCAAGGCCGAGGGUCUUCUUACACGUGGCAAAAAGCUUGCAAAACGGAAGGACGGCCACUCGUGCCAAAUAUGCUGCCAAAAAUGAUAGCAUCAGGACUGAGGUCCAAGAAAAGCACCAGGAAGCUCUUACGAACUGGAAAGAAAAACAAGAGCUAGCUAGAGCUGGUUUUGUUCAAGAUGUUGAACAAGAGGAGAAGAUUAGGGCCUUCAAUGAACUCGAGGCACAUCUUGAUCAUGUCUUCCGCCACCUGUCCCACAAGACGGGUGGACUUAAUUCACCUGUAUUGCUGGAGGACAGAACCCAACCACAGCUACCAUCUCAGAGAGAUGGAGGUGGGGAGCGAGUUUUCACAUAUUGCAGUAACAUAUCUCCGUAUUAUACGAGUGGACGGACGUGCAUAAUAUCCCGUAUGAUACGGGCCAGCGGACCAUGGGCCGAGGGUAGAUAUAUCCUCGACUGUGACGGAUGGGCCGGGAGUGUUAUUAUUCCCGAUGGAGACGGGUGGGCCCAGGUGGGGAAUAUGUAA
Messenger RNA from Suillus subalutaceus, 537 nucleotides. RefSeq lists its product as uncharacterized. The coding region runs from base 1 to 537 and encodes 178 amino acids. The record is from RefSeq and is a predicted model, not a curated record. NCBI's taxonomy places the organism in Eukaryota, Fungi, Basidiomycota, Agaricomycetes, Boletales, Suillaceae. The transcript is spliced from 3 exons.